This is a messenger RNA of Diaporthe amygdali, 1371 nucleotides long. RefSeq names its product FAD dependent oxidoreductase. The record is from RefSeq and is a predicted model, not a curated record. NCBI's taxonomy places the organism in Eukaryota, Fungi, Ascomycota, Sordariomycetes, Diaporthales, Diaporthaceae. Gene Ontology annotation, molecular function: oxidoreductase activity. Gene Ontology annotation, cellular component: cytoplasm. Bases 1 to 1371 code for a protein of 456 amino acids. The transcript is spliced from 3 exons.
AUGAUCUCCAACACUUCUUCCGGCGCUAGGACUGGCCUACCUGUGGCUAAUGCAACACUGCCGUUCUGGCGGACUGAGCUCCAUGAGUUGGAUUCCUUUCGAUCAUCGGAGGCGCUUCCUUCAGAAUGUGAUAUACUCGUGAUGGGCGCCGGUUAUGCUGGAGUCAGUACCUUAUACCAUCUUCUCGAUUCCAGCGAUGCCCCGGAUCCGUCCAAGAUAGUCCUUCUCGAAGCACGCGAGGCUUGCUCAGGAGCGUCUGGGCGCAAUGGCGGUCAUAUCAAGCCUGAUGUGUAUUACAAUAUCCUGAAGUACACCAAGAAAUAUGGAGCAGAUAACGCGGCCGCUUUUGCUCGCUUUGAGGCAUCGAAUGUGCUCGCGGUAAAGGAGUUGGUAGAACGAGAGAGUAUCGACUGUAACUUCGUGCUGACGAGAGCUAUUGAUGUGUAUCUGGACGAGGCACAUGCCAAAUCAACACAUGCUGCGUAUCAGGAGUUACGAAGAGUUGGAGCCGCUGACCUUGGAGAUGUCCAUUAUGUGCAAGGUCCAGAUGCGGAAGCCAUAUCGGGAGUAAAGGAUGCGAAGUGCUGCUUCUCUUUCACUGCAGCUCAUCUAUGGCCCUACAAACUCGUCAUGAGUCUGCUCUCCAAGAUUGUGGCCAAAGGUGUCAAUCUGCAAACUAACACCCCGGUCACAUCUGUCUCGUCAGAAACGGACUCAGCAGGACACUGGACAGUCACGACCCCGCGCGGCUCGAUACUGGCAAAGAAGAUCAUCUUCGCGACAAAUGGCUAUACUGCAGCCAUCGCCCCACAAUUCGAGCAUAAAAUCGUCCCCGUCCGCGGAAUAUGUAGCCGUAUUAUUCCCACGGCGCCGGAAAACACUUCUCGUCUAGUGCACACCUACUCUCUUCGCUACGGUCCUGCCUUAUACGACUACAUGAUUUCACGCUUGGACAAGUCGAUAGUCAUUGGCGGAGCGAAACAACCUUUCUGGCACGACAAGUCACAUUGGUACGGAGUGACAGAUGACAGCAAACUUAUUGAGCCCGCUACCACAUACUUCGACGGGCUGAUGCAACGCCACUUCAGCGGCUGGGAGGAUUCUGGUGCCUGCACAGACAAGGUCUGGAGCGGCAUCAUGGGGUGGACAUCUGACUUCAUGCCAUAUAUUGGCGAAGUGCCCGGAAAGAAGUCUCAGUAUAUCGCAGCGGGCUUCAGUGGACAUGGCAUGCCUUUGAUACAUUUGGCUUCGAAGUCUUUGGCUGAGAUCAUCAGGGGAGAGAAGACAUUUGAGGAGACAGAAUUGCCGGCUGUGUUCAAGCCUACUAUAGAGAGGCUGCAAAGCACCAAGAAUGAAAUUCUUGGUGUAUAG